UUCGACUUACCCUUGAUCAUCUUUACAGCACUGCCUAUUGGAUGAACCGGUAGUUGCAAGCUUCUACGACUGCAGUGUUACCAUACAAGUGUGGCGGUGGAGUUCUAAAGCAGGAUGCUCUUAUCCUGUGCCACGCGGAGUAAAGUAAGACGUCAAACACGGAUUCGUGUGUCUGGCCCUCCGUAUUCCUGGCAAUUCCUUUUCAGAAAUGUUGCCAAUCGCCUCUGUAGUGGUACUUUCCAUCAUUUCUCCCUUCGUCAGAGGUCAACUACCAUGUGACAGCGCAUGUCGGAACCUUUCUGAGAUCCUACCCGGCUCAGUCUUCUUCGGGCAGACAGCCAAGUCCAAUCUCUGGUCCAACUUCCAAGCAGAAUCAGUUCCUCAAUGUAGAGUUGAGCCACAAGAUGCCUUCGCUGUAUCAAAGAUUCUCACCGUCGCCAAAGCAUACCAAUGCCACUUUGCAGUCCUUGCUGGAGGGACUUCGCCUUUCCGAUAUGCCUCGAAUGCUGAGGGCGGUAUAACUAUUGACAUGCAACGGAUGAAGUCAGUGCAACUUGUCGACAAUGAUUUAUUGCAUGUCAAAGUUGGUGCUGGUGCUGUCUGGGCAGAUGUGUAUCGAGAAUUGGACCCGAGAAACAUGUCGGCGACUGGAACACGGAAUAGCUUGACGGGAGUUACUGGUUCUAUUCUUGGUGGUGGCAUCUCUUUCUUCUCACAGCGUUUCGGCUGGUCAUGUGACACCGCCGUUGCUUUCGAAGCUGUACUUGCGAAUGGCACACUUGUGAAUGUCACCCAUAAUUCCUACCCCGACCUAUUCUUUGCUUUGCGAGGAGGUGGGAACAACUUCGCCAUCGUGACAAGCGUUGUAAUCGAGGCAUUCAGAGAUCCUCCCACUUGGUAUACCUUUCAACUGUGGGACAUUGGUAUCUUAGGUGUUAUCUUCCAAAGGUUGCAAGACUAUACUGCUCAGAUGCCGAGCGAAGUAUGGCAGCUUGCUACAACUUUCGGAUGGCACGUUCCCACACGGCAAUUCGUGAUAUCAGAAAGAAUCGUCGGGUCUGGACUUCCCAAAUUGUCGAGCAGUCUACAUUAUCCCGCUGGUGAACUGAGUUCUAAGCAGUCUAAUGUGCGAGAAACGUACAUUUAUCAGCGAUCAACACUGCAGAUGUCACAAAAGAUGGACAUCAUGAACGCUCCCGGCUUUUACAAUUAUUUUGGUUCCGUGACUGUGAAGAACCACGCCACAAUCCACUUGGCUUUGGCAGAUGCGUUUUGUGAAGAAGUAUUUUCGAUACAGAAAGCUGCGGGCUUGCAAAUUUAUAUAGUGUACAAUCCACUUACAGUUGAGACAUUGCGGAAAAUGCAGACUCGUGGUGGCAAUGCUUUGGGUAUUGAUCCCAAGGAUGGACCAUUGACUAUUGUCAAUAUCAAUUUGCAUUGGAAUUCUGAAUCGGAUAUUUGGUUGAUGACAAACUUCAUGCGGCGAUUGACAACUCGGUUUCGACAGCGAGCAGAGGAACUUGGAAUGCUUCAUCCAUAUCUAUUUCAGAACCACGCGUAUGAGGAACAAGAUGUGUUUAGCGGUUAUGGAAAUGAGAGUCUGAGAAGGCUUAGACGAAUCAGGAAAGAAGUGGAUCCCGAAGGUGUAUUUCAAAAGUUGCAGCCUGGAUUCUUCAAGCUGGGAGAACAUGUAGACUCUAUGUCAUAGAUCCAAUGUUAUCUUUCAAAAGCAU
Messenger RNA from Hyaloscypha bicolor E, 1733 nucleotides. Its product is annotated as FAD-binding domain-containing protein. The record is from RefSeq and is a predicted model, not a curated record. Bases 209 to 1708 code for a protein of 499 amino acids. The transcript is spliced from 5 exons. NCBI's taxonomy places the organism in Eukaryota, Fungi, Ascomycota, Leotiomycetes, Helotiales, Hyaloscyphaceae. Gene Ontology annotation, molecular function: FAD binding.